UGGAGUUAGUCCCGGUGUGUCUGUGCCUCUCUCCGGACACCAGGGGGCGGUACCGGGCCACCGGACAACUAAACACCGGAACAACCAGAGGAGGAAGAAGAAGAAGAAAAAGGAGAAGAUGGCGCGGUGGUGGAUGUAAACAAAGAGGAUUUUGUGUUUCUCCGUGUGAAGAAGAAGGUUUAACUUCUGGAAACAUCAACACUGAAGCUCUGCUAGGCGGUGAUGGCGGGACGAGGUGGUGGGCGGGGCCGGAGGAUGAUGACUUUCAGCGUGGAGGCAGUCGGCAUCAACAGAGGAGACAGUUUACCUCCAUCCAUCCAACAACCUACACCUCUGUUUCCUGUGAUGGAGCAGAAGCCCCUCCCCCUGACAGUUGGUGAGGAGGAGGAGUAUCUGUUGGCUCUCAAACAGGAGUUCAGAGGAGCGAUGAAGAGUCUGCCGUGCUUCAUCCAACCGGCAGCUGCACACCGAGAUGUGGAGAGAUACUCUGAUAAAUACCACAGCACCGAGCAGACAGACGCCCUGACGGACUGGACUCCAGACUGGAAAAGAUUACCCAAAGAACUCAGGGUGAAGAAACCUUCCAGAGGAGGCGUCUCGGCAGCAGUGAGUCGCUCAGACAAACUUCAGUCGGGUCAGAAGAAGAAAAAAGUAAAAGAGAAAGAGGAAGUGCUGCUCAAACUGGAGACUCUGCAGAAGAAGGAGGAGGGGCAGAGUUCGGAGGACGAAGAGGAGGAGGGAGAGGAGAAGAAGAAGAAACAGGAAGAGGAAGAGGCCGAGGGGGAGGAGGAGUACGACGAGGAAGAGUUCGAGGAGGAGACGGAUUACGUCAUGUCGUACUUUGAUAACGGAGAAGAGUUCGGAGGAGACAGUGACGACAACAUGGACGAGGCUAUUUACUGAAACAUUUUGUCUGUGUGUGUGUGAAUAUGUACACACAUACACACACACA
Molecule: messenger RNA, 952 nt
Organism: Perca flavescens (yellow perch)
Lineage: Eukaryota; Metazoa; Chordata; Actinopteri; Perciformes; Percidae
Gene: polr3glb
Product: RNA polymerase III subunit GL b
Exons: 8
Coding region: 223-903 (226 amino acids)
Biological process (GO): transcription by RNA polymerase III
Cellular component (GO): RNA polymerase III complex
Source: RefSeq, a predicted model, not a curated record